UCGGAGGGCAUUUUCACCAUCGACUCCCGCUCUGGACAGCUGAGCUUGACCAGGCCCUUUCCAAUUUCCAGAGGUAACAAGCAGCAGAAUCUGCCCACAUGGAACCUGGUACUGGAGGCUCGAGUCCAAUGGAAUUGCAGAAACUGCAGCAGCAAAUUCCCAGUCCGGGUCCGGCAGAUUAAAAGCUCGUCUCGGUCGGCCCUGUGCGAAAACUCCCGCCGUGUCUGCUUCCCGCCCGGACUUCGGAACCCGGAGUACGCGUACUCCGAGGGCGUGUCUUCUGGGACGGUGGUGGACGUCCUGCGGCCACAGGCCAUGGCUGUCCUGUGCCCGACGCUCAAGCCGCGCUACACCCUCAUACAAGAACGCAGCAGUCCUCUCUCCGUCGACUCGGCAUCCGGUCUGCUCUCACUGUCCAAGGGACUGCACUGGAACGACCCGCCCGUGUUGGCCAGGGUGCGCUGCUUUACAGGAGAGGGACCUGCUGCGGAGACCGACGUCAGCGUCUUUGUCUGGGAUUUGGACGAUCACCCACCGAGGCUUCCCGCCAAGGCCAGCCUUGAGUGUAGGAUCACGCUGGACAAGCUAGAAGCUCACACCAAGCUGGACUGCCCGCUGUCAAUCCUGGACGGAGACUCGCUGGACGCUAACAAGUUCCGAGUGCGCCUCGAGGGAGACGAACUUGAGCUGUUCAGGGCAAAGACACCACUCGACGAGUACUUCCUCGGGGAACGGAAGGAGACCUUCGUGAAUGUCGCGCUGUACCCUCGCAAGUCGGGCCUCUCAUUCCCUGGACAGGAGUACACGUUCAAAGUCAUCGUUGAAGACGUCGACCUUGUGCGUGCCGACCUGAGCAACAAGGUCAUAUUCACAGUGAUCAUCGCCAAUAGCAGCGUCCAGAGGGUGCCUCUGCAACUCCAGGAAAUCUACAAUAUAUCCAUGUCCCGAAGUGCCGCUGCUCUAGCCAGGGUGUGGCCUCCCCUGGCGAAUCGCAGCUGGGGACACUCUUUCCGGCUGCUCACUCCAGGCGCGGACAAAGACAACGGUUCUAGAACAGCCGCUGACUCGGCCGCGGAUUCUUGGCUGGCCGUAACUCCACGCACGGGCAUCUUGUACGUGGGAGACGCGCGGAGGCUGCGCCACCAAGGAGCGACCCCGCACUACAACGUCGUCCUCGAAGCGACCUGGAACGACAGCGGCCGAAUACACAGUCAGAAGUGCGCCAUCCACGUGUAUCUGACAGACCACGAAGAUGCUGUUCCUCUGGAAGAAUGUGAGGGCCGCUUGUGCGUCCAGCAGCUGAGCAAGAGCCAGUGUCUGUCCUCUUGCGGUCCUGGGGCCCCCGAUGGCCGCUGCCGUUGGCGGGAGGGACCCGAGGGGCGCUACCUGUCGUCUGGCUACAGCACUUGCACAGGAGACCGGGCCACAUGCCCAGACGGCACGUGCGACGAACUCGAGACACUGCGGCCGGAGCUCUGCCCACAGGACUGCACACAGCACGUGGUGGGCGAGGCACUGCUUCGUCAGCCUGGCCGGGGCAUCAAGGCUGCGCAGGGCAUCUGCUCGUGCGCCUCGGCCGACAGCUGCACCUGCACCAAACUGGUGUCGAGGCCGGAGUCGAGAGACAGCGUCGUCGGCGGGCACGAAGAGCCCAAGAAUCCGGGGACGCUCCACUCGGCGGGCCCGGACACCGCCGAGGCCGCAGAGGCGUCGUCGAGCGCUGUGUCGUCUCCAUCCUGCGGGGUGGUCUGCCUGGCGUCGCUCUGUCUGUGCGGGCUGGCCCUGUUCGGCGCCACACUGGCGGGACUCCUGUUCGCCCGGAGAAGACGCGCCGCCGCCAAGCACAAGUACCUGGGCUCGAGGGCCUCGCUGUCCGUUCCGUCGGACUACGUGGACGGCCGGAGACACCCGCAACACCCCCAGCAGGAAUCCGCCGACGCCGGCACGCAGGCGUCGGCGCCGCUGGUCUCGGCGUCUCCGCUAGCCAAGCUCGUGGUGGAUUCCCAGUGGGAGUUCCCGCGCGAGAACCUCUUCCUGGAGCAAAGCCUGGGCGAAGGCGAGUUCGGCAAGGUGGUUCGCGCACGGGCCAGAGACAUCGCGGGAGUCCGGGGAUACAGUACCGUCGCCGUCAAGAUGCUCAAGGGCAACAGCACACCAGCCGAAGAACAAGACCUGUUGUCCGAGUUCUGCAUGCUCAAGGAAGUGAACCAUCCCAACGUCAUCCGGCUACUGGGUGGCUGCACGAGCAAAGGGGGUCCACUGUACGUGAUCGUGGAGUACGCCGAACUGGGCUCUCUGCUGAGCGUGCUGCGAAGGAGCCGGCAGCUCGCCGCCGACAGGGCAACGGUGGUGUGCAACCCGACCUACAUGUCCCAGGGGGCCUCGACCGCCGAGGGGGCCUCGGACGAAGGGGCCUCGGACGGGGCCGGACUCCUCAGCCACGGGGACCUGCUCUGCUACGCCUGGCAGAUCGCCAAGGGCAUGGCCUACUUGGCCGACGUCAAGAUGGUGCACCGUGACUUAGCAGCCCGAAACAUCCUGCUUGCUGCCGGCAACGUCAUCAAGAUCUCCGAUUUCGGGCUGAGCCGGGACGUGUACGAGGGAGACACGUAUCUCAAAAAGAGCAGGGGCCGAGUUCCAGUGAAGUGGAUGGCUCUGGAAUCUUUAGAAGACCACAUCUAUACAAGCAAGAGUGACGUGUGGUCCUUUGGCGUCGUCUUGUGGGAGAUCGUCACGUUAGGGGCCACACCCUACCCCGGAGUAGGUCCCGAGUACCUGUUCCAACUCCUCAAGUCCGGAUACAGGAUGCACCGCCCGGAGGGGUGCUCUCCACACAUUUACCGCAUGAUGCAGUGCUGUUGGCAGAGCAGACCCCAAGAGCGGCCUUCAUUUAAGGAGCUUACGCAAAAACUUGAAAGCAUUCUUCAAGACUCAGCGUCUUACCUGGACCUGAAUGUGGCGCAACAGCGGUCCUACUACAACCUGAACCUUCCAACCGGUUCGCUCAAGCAGCUUCUCGACUCCGACGACGACGUUACCACGCCAGAAUCGGAGUACGGCCGGAUCGAAUUCAAGUCCCAGCGAAGCUUGGACCGUAUAGACAGCAGUCCAGGGGAGAACGUGGGGCUUUUGGUGAAAAGCCACGGGAGCUCUUCGAACACCCCGGUCGCGUGUUGGAUCGCCAGGCCUGAAACACUGAUACAAAAUAACGUUGAACAACCAAAGAUUGUCUAGGUACCUCGAACUGUCUUGGUUACAAACAAGAACGCCCCAGGCACCGACAUGUGGAAGGCAUCAAACCAGGAGCCUGCUCAGCCUCUUUUCGGGCAUCGACAUGUCCUUCCCAGCACGCGGGGCUUCGGGCAAUGAUCUGUGAUCAGGAGGAGACGAACAAAGACGACAGUUAGUGGCACCAUCAUCUGGUCACCUCGUGAACAACGUACAAGUGAAGCUGGCGGUGAACCGUAUAUCCUCGGCGAAACAAACUCAUGCCUUUCAUUAAACAAGCUGCGUCAGCGAGCGACAUCGU
Molecule: messenger RNA, 3529 nt
Organism: Ixodes scapularis (black-legged tick)
Lineage: Eukaryota; Metazoa; Arthropoda; Arachnida; Ixodida; Ixodidae
Product: proto-oncogene tyrosine-protein kinase receptor Ret
Exons: 21
Coding region: 316-3234 (972 amino acids)
Biological process (GO): protein phosphorylation; cell surface receptor protein tyrosine kinase signaling pathway; positive regulation of kinase activity
Cellular component (GO): signaling receptor complex
Molecular function (GO): ATP binding; transmembrane receptor protein tyrosine kinase activity
Source: RefSeq, a predicted model, not a curated record